Phycodurus eques (leafy seadragon) is the source of this 2335-nucleotide messenger RNA. RefSeq names its product translocase of inner mitochondrial membrane domain containing 1 (gene timmdc1). Gene Ontology annotation, cellular component: mitochondrion. Lineage: Eukaryota; Metazoa; Chordata; Actinopteri; Syngnathiformes; Syngnathidae. The coding region runs from base 166 to 1146 and encodes 326 amino acids. The record is from RefSeq and is a predicted model, not a curated record. The transcript is spliced from 8 exons.
GACAAAGUUGAGAGGUCGACAGGUAGUAACUGAGGACGCUGUCAACGAAACAAAUUCGCGAACGGACGUUAAAUUGCAGUAAGACUAAUUAAGCACUGACGUUUCCAUCUUUACCCCACAAGGGACUGGAUUAUUUCCGUUUUCGAGCCUGACGCCAGCUGAAGCAUGAUGCAUCCAGAGCGGCCCACAACAGGCUUCACCCUUCGGAGAAGACUGGCAGAUUCAGCCCCUCGGGGCACGUUGAGCACAGGGCCUGUACAGGGCCUGAUCCAGAGUGCCAGACCUCCUUGCGUCUGCCUCCUGCUCCCUAGGGUCCAUGCAGCUGACAUGGCUUCUGCCCAGCCUGCGCAGAUGCCCUCGUCUCCCUCCUCCACCUGUGCAGUUCCUCCACACCCCAUCACUGCCAGCGCCAUCCCAAACAACAUUGGCAAGCCAGAAUUCCCAGACAGGGGCUGGGACCGCAUUAUGGAUCUCUUUCAUAAAGACGCCACCCAGAGUUACCCAGAGGAGGUGACCAACGUGAUAAAAAGUGGGCUUGUGGCUUCCAUAGCGGGCUUCAUCUAUGGAGGCCUGCCAGCGGCUCGCCAUGCUAAGCAGAGGUACAUCCAACUGAGCCAGGCAGAACUCUACACUAGUCGUGUGGAAGCAGUGCGUUUGGCCCACAACGCAGCUGUGCGAGGUUUUGUGAGAUAUGGAGUUCGAUGGAGCUGGAGAGUUGCUGCAUUUGUUUCUUUGUUCAAUUCCGUCAGCACAGGCCUGUCAGUUUACCGGGACAAGUACACCCUCAGCAAUUUUGCCGCAGCUGGAGCUGUGACUGGAGGACUUUUCAGACUGAACCUGGGCCUGCGAGGCCUGGUGGCAGGCACCAUCAUCGGAGGAGUGCUCGGGAUUCCCACGGGCGCUGUGAUCAUCAGCAUGUACUCGCUGGCAGGAGAAAGUGCCCGAGAGAGGCGACGCCGAGAGCGCAGGGAGAUUUAUGAGAUAAAAGUUGCAGAGUGGGCGGCACGACUUCAACUGACAGAUGAGUUGAUAGGCGACCUGAAUGUGGGCUCACAGGCAGAGGGAACGGAACAGGACUUGAAGAAGAUCCAGGAGCUCCUCAGUUUACCACAGAAUGAUGUGAUUCAGGACUCGAGCAGCCAAUGACGGUGUUACCUGCUAAAUGACAGAGACUAAAAGUGCGACUUCACAUAACAUUGAGGGGAAAUUAGGUUUUUACUUGGACUUGACCCCUUAUCUCCAUUUGAAAAAUGGAGGAACUGAAAUUAUUUUCAGAACAAUCUAGGAAUCAGAAACCUGCAUACUCUACAUUGUUUCCUGAAUAACCACAAUAGCAGUUAUAGUACAUUAAGGUCAAACGGGAAUCACACGUGUGGACUGAAUCUGAGUAUUGAAUGUUAUUGAAACGUAAUAAAACAAAGUAAGGAGAUGAGGUGCUCACUGCAGUUACGUAGAAGGGUGUGUUUUACGUGGUACCUUCAAGUGCUCCUUCCCGUCAUCCGUUUUCGUUAAGCUUACGACUGCUUAGAUUGGCGAAUUUUGAUUACAACGUAGGCAAGCUAAAAACAAUAUGGACUGUUCAGUGAGUGAUAGACUCAACAAAUGAUGUGAAAUGCUGUGGCCCAAAUCAGUUCCAUGAUUUGGUGUCUGUUUUCAUGUCUUCCUUCUAUACAUGAAUAAAGCGGAACCGAAUGUUAGAUCUUUUAAGUCCAGUUCCCUUACCAUAUUGGUUACUGAUUGUUUUCACCUCUUGGGUUUGACAACUAGGUCAAAGGAGGGAGGAUGUGACUACUACAAUCUAUGGCUUAUGAUUGAGACAGUAGGAGGAAGCGCUACACCACAGCAGACUACACCUUAGGCAGGCAGUCGCAUGACUCCAAAUUGCCCGUAGGUGCGAAUGUGAGUGUGAAUGGUUGUUUGUUUAUAUGUGCCUUACGAUUGGCUGGCGACCAGUUGAGGGGGUACCCCACCUCUGGCCCGAAGGUAGCUGGGAUAGCCUCCAGCAGCUCCCUAGUGAGGAUAAGCGGUACAGAAAUGGGUGGAUGGAUCUUUAACCCUUAUCAUACAAAAGUGGCCUCUCUGGUGUUAUGGGGUCAUUGAACCUAGUAAAGAAUACAAGCUAUAGUAUGAAUCAUUUACAAGUUGUGAGUUGUUCCGUGGCUCUAUUUUUCCCAUCACACAACAGUCUGUCAUCCUACCAAACAGGCAUAUGCAUAGAUAUUUUUUUGGGGCAGGGCACCUUUCACCAAAAUUAUUCAUACUAUUAAGAAAAAAAAGUUGUAUAUGUUUAACCUAUGUAUUUUCCUCUAUUAAGACAUGCAACACAUGCAAUAAA